Ziziphus jujuba (common jujube) is the source of this 1093-nucleotide messenger RNA. RefSeq lists its product as uncharacterized. Lineage: Eukaryota; Viridiplantae; Streptophyta; Magnoliopsida; Rosales; Rhamnaceae. The transcript is spliced from 7 exons. Gene Ontology annotation, molecular function: pyridoxal phosphate binding. The record is from RefSeq and is a predicted model, not a curated record. The coding region runs from base 193 to 933 and encodes 246 amino acids. Gene Ontology annotation, cellular component: intracellular anatomical structure.
UGCAAAGCAGUCGUUGAGAAAGCUGGUCGUUUCAACUGAAAUCGCCAGCGAUUCGCUUAAUCACGGUCGAACUCUCUUUGAAAAAUAAAUAAAAUAAAAACAAGAAGCACCGUGUUUUGCAGUAUACAGAACAAUCUGGAGGAAGGAAAGAGAGAAAGCGAGGAGAAAGGAGGGGAAACUUCGGACUCCGGCAUGGCGACCUCAGCCGCAAUGGAUGGCGUCGCAGCCGACGCACUCCGAACGGUGCUCAACCGUGUCCAGCAGGCCGCCGACCGCUCCGGCCGUGUCGCGCAAUCGGUACGAGUGGUGGCCGUGAGCAAGACCAAGCCUGUGUCUGUUCUCCGCCAAGUGUAUGAUGCUGGCCAUCGAUGCUUCGGCGAAAAUUACGUCCAAGAAAUCGUCGAGAAAGCUCCUCAGCUUCCGGAGGAUAUCGAGUGGCACUUUAUUGGGAAUUUACAGAGCAACAAAGUAAAACCUCUUCUAACUGGUGUACCAAACCUUGCAAUGGUUGAGACUGUGGAUGAUGAAAAGAUUGCAAAUCAUCUUGAGCGUGCUGUUGCAAGCAUAGGGAGGAAGCCCUUGAAGGUCAUGGUCCAAGUUAAUACUAGUGGAGAAACAUCGAAAUCUGGUGUUGAGCCCUCUGGGUGUGUGGAGCUUGCAAAGCAUGUUAGUUUGAAAUGUCCGAACCUUGAGUUUUGUGGUCUAAUGACAAUUGGCAUGCUGGACUAUACAUCAACCCCUGAAAAUUUCAAGACAUUAGCAAACUGCAGAAGUGAGGUUUGCAAGGCACUUGGAAUAACGGAAGAGCAAUGUGAACUGUCAAUGGGCAUGUCUGGAGACUUUGAACUAGCUAUUGAAAUGGGCAGUACAAACGUAAGAAUUGGAUCUACAAUAUUUGGGCCAAGGGAAUAUAAAAAGAAAGAAUCAACUUAGCUCCAAUUGAACAAUAUUCUUGUAAUAUUAUUGUGCUCCCAUUUUUGGCAAGGUGUACCAAAGUUAUAUGUCAUUUGAUGACCAUUUGAUCUGUUGUCUGUGUACUUGAAAAGAUGAAGCUUAAUAAAUAUUGUACACAAGCAUGGUUCAAAACUUCGAA